GCCGUGGGGUCGGGUCAGGCUGGGACUUGUGAGUCCACACACGGGGCUACGUGCGGAUCACGUCUGUUUGAAGAUGAUAAUUGGAAUUGAGCCGUCGGUUCUUACGCACACGAGAAGCCCGCCUCGCCCUGACAUUGAGGAGGAGGAGGAGGAGGAGGAUGCACAGAUGAAGGUUCCAGCAUAAAUUUGGGUGGCGAGCGAGGAGGAUAUUCAGAGACCAUCCAGAGAAGCUUCUUCACCAGUUCAGAACAAGAGUGAGUGGCGCCUAAGGAUCCACACUGAGAGAAGGGCUCGACAGAGAGACGCAGAAGUCAACAACAACAGCGACAACAACAACAACAACAGCAACAACACAACAGAUACAAGAGAUACAACAGACAUCCAAGUUCCUCAGAGCUACUCUAGAGGUUCCACAUCACACAACAGGAACCCCAGAACCAGACCUCCAGAGAACAGGAACCUCCAGGUGGAACCUUAAAGUAUAACCAUAGCCCCAGUGAUGGUGUGUGUGUGCAGGCUGAUCCUGCUGGCGGCCGUGGUGCUGCUGCUGGGGGUGGAGCUGUCCCGGGCGCAGCACUGGUCCCACGGCUGGUACCCCGGCGGCAAGAGAGAUGUGGACACCUUCAACUCCGCCCAGAUCUCAGAGGAGAUUAAGUUGUGUGAAGCAGGAGAGUGCAGCUACCUGAGACCACAGAGAAGAAACAUCCUCAAGAGCUUCCUGCUGGAUGCCCUGGCAAGAGAAUUCCAGAAAAGGAAGUGACCUCACUGAUGGCUUUGUUUCUGGAGAGGAUUGGUGGAAGGGCUGUGUGUGUGUGUGUGUGUGUGUGUGUGUCUCUGUCUGUCCUGUCGGAUCUCUGUUCAUGCUCAGGAGUUCUGCACAUUUGACCCUUUGUUGAAAUCUUGCUUGAGGCAUUUUUUUUUUUUUUUUUUUUAAUCAAGCAAGAGACAAGGUGUCUCUUCUAACAGAAGUUAUUUUUACAGCGCUGCUUUUUAAUGGACACAUCAUUUAACCCUCCUCAGUCAAAAGGAUGCAGCUAACAAAAAGCACUGUAUUUCCAACAUACUAUA
This is a messenger RNA of Sardina pilchardus (European sardine), 1068 nucleotides long. It is a transcript of the gene gnrh2, whose product is annotated as gonadotropin-releasing hormone 2. Gene Ontology annotation, cellular component: extracellular region. Lineage: Eukaryota; Metazoa; Chordata; Actinopteri; Clupeiformes; Clupeidae. Gene Ontology annotation, molecular function: gonadotropin hormone-releasing hormone activity; gonadotropin-releasing hormone receptor binding. The transcript is spliced from 4 exons. The coding region runs from base 500 to 760 and encodes 86 amino acids. Gene Ontology annotation, biological process: multicellular organism development. The record is from RefSeq and is a predicted model, not a curated record.